Effrenium voratum is the source of this 2116-nucleotide messenger RNA. The record is from the annotation of a GenBank genome assembly. Lineage: Eukaryota; Dinophyceae; Suessiales; Symbiodiniaceae.
GCGGCUCUCGUUUGGCCUCGGGUCCAUAUUUUGGAAUUUGGCCUGUGCUUGGAGCACACCCUUGCCAUGGGAAAUUGCUGCGAAGCCAUGGGAUGGCUUGACGACGCUGGCCAUGUACAGCUGGUACACCAGCGCUUCUUCCCCAUGUACGUGGUCAAGGUGGCGGACUUUCUGAAGAUGGAGGGAGAGCCAGAGCCGCACCAGGCAUUACGAGAGCAGGGCCUACUGCACGAGUGGCAGCCAGGAGCAUCGAGCCCAUGGGACUGGGACCGCGGGAUGUCGAUCCCUCAAGCCGAUGUGCGGGAAUGUUCGUCAUUUUCGUGUCCCACCAGUGGCUGGCAGCCGCAUCCCCAGACCCCAAGGGCCAACAGCUGGCCGUGCUGCGGACGGCGCUGCGCGACAUCACCGCGGGCAUCAUGCGUGUGGAGGAAGACCUGCCAUCCUAUGACGGCAACAAGACGCUGCCCGGCAAGGUGCUGCAGAAGAUCACGACGGGGUAUUUGUUCUUGGACUGGUUUGCCAUUCCGCAGCUUACUGCCCGCGUGGCGGGCGUGAACGAGACAAGCACGCAGUCAGAUGCGGCAAAGGCAGUGCAAAGCAUCCCUGCCUACGUCGAAGCGUCGGAUCUUUUCGUGGCGUUGGUGCCUAGUCUUACUCAUCAGGACACGUUGCAGAACUGCAAUUACGGGUCCUGGCUGUCGAGAGGGUGGUGUCGGGCCGAGUUAUGGUGCCGGCUCUUGUCCAACAGAAAGGACACCAGCGUCAUUCUCGUGUUCUCGUCGAAGAACGCGGAGUUCAUGUUCCCUUUGGAGUGGCAGCGGGCUUCCAUCGCGGAGGGGAAGUUCACGGUGGAAGCGGACCGGGAAUGCGUGACAAAGCUUGGGGAGAUGGCGCUCGCUGGAAAGCUCCGGCACCUGCAGGCGGCGGGGCCGUUAAGCCACUACCGUUUUUACCUGGCCCGUCGAGCCAAGAUGCUGCAAGAGACGCCGCAGCAGCUCGACUUGCGCGGGUUCUUGGAGCACUUUGCAUUUCCAAACCUCCAGGCGGCAGUGCAGGACGAAGGUGGCAUGAACGGCCUGCUGUGUGCAGUCUGCAUAGGCAACAUCCCCAUGAUACGGCUGCUGGUCGAGCACAAGGCCGAUGUGAACUGCCGGUUGCGGGGGUUGGGCGACUUCGGCUACUUCGACAGCCAGACGCCGAUUAUGACGGCGCUCAAAACGUACCAGGAGUCUUCAGUGGUGUCAACACUCAUUGAGCUCCGUGCCGACGUGCACGCGGAGAGCCGUGUGGGUUACACCUGCGGCAUGCUGGCGCGGCUCCCGGAGCACGUGCACGCGCUGGCGGAGGCAAAGGCCGAGCUGAGCGGCACCAACGCCAUCUGCGGCGCGGCGGCCCACGCGGGGGUGGCCACGGUGAGGGCCAUGCUGCAGUGCAGGUCUGACCCCAACAUUCACACGGCAGCCGGCCGGGAUGGCCGUGAAAGCCCCUUGCACUCGCUGGCUUUGCUGGGGCGCGGCAACCCCGAGGCGGCGGAUAUUGCGAGGCUUCUCUUGGCCAAUCGCGCAGAUGCGAAUUUGCCCACGAUUGCUACUGGGAGGCUGUACCUUACCGCUAUGCUGGCCCAGGGGCUCACCUCUCUGUGGGGCAUGGAGAACUGCUCGAACAUCAUUCGCUUGCUUGCAUCCUACCCUGGCAUCACUCCGCUGGGCUGUGCCGCGCUCACCGGUCACUCCGAGCUAGUGGAGCUGCUACUGGAAGCAGACGCGGAUCCCUUGAGCAAUCAGCGCGGGGAUUCACCGGAGGACCUGGCCAGGAUGAGUGGGCACUUGGAUCUGCUGCCGAUGCUGCAGACCUUUAGGGUUUGAUGGCUCCGAUGUGCUGAGGUUACUUUCCCAUUCUUACUUGAACAUAUCGAAUCUGGGCGCUCAGAGUUUUUGCUUUUCAGUUUUCGCAAAGUGGAUGCCUUCAAAAGCAGGCACGACCUCACGGCCUUGAGCCGUUGCUUUUGCAAGAGUGGUUGACCAUGUCAGUCGAAAGUAGUUUGCUGGCAUUCACGCGCCAUGGUUCUUUGAGGAAUCUUGAGGGAAGAGUGCGUGCAGCUGACUGAGCACCUCCC